UAAAAAUGACAUCAGUGAUUAAUAGGUUAUCAAAAUUUGUGCUCUUAAUCUCAGCUUUCCGAUAGUGACUUGAAUAACUUUGGCUUUGGACUCUUUGUUGGACAAACAGAAUGCAUCAGCAUGGGUUGAAGACACUCAUGACAGGCGUUUAUACUUUUGACAUUUUGUAGAACAAACAAUUUAUUAUCCCAGCCCAGCUGGGAACCGUAGAUGUUUAGAUGUUCAAACUUUCCAUUGUCAGCAUUUUCAGGACUUCUCGUCUGUGUGUCUAAGUUGAACUUGCCGACUCGUCUGACAGAGAUUGUGUGUUACGGUUCAGAGCAAUAAGUGGACUUUGAAUUGAGAUUGUUUUGUCACAUAUAAUACACAUCUAACAUUAUUGAUCAGAGAACACUUAUUGCAUUUGGCUCUAUUUCCAGUGUCGUGGCAGAGGGAUCUGUAUGAGGUGCUGUGGUGUGUAACUCGUGUAGACGGUGUGCAGCCAGCUCACUAGCGGGUUCUGGUUUUGCAGAGUUGCUAUCAUGGUUGUUGUCUCUCAUCUAGACGCUUCUGCUUUGUCCAUUAAAUGGGAUUUGAACUUGCUCUACAAAAUGUUGUGGUUCCGGGGGGGGGGGGUGCACACUAAACAACAUGGCUGUAGGAAUGGCAGUGUUGAUUUGGAAGAUGAAGCUGGCUGACUUUGAUGAUCCCAAGACCUUUUCUCUAAGGUCACCAGCUGGAAUAUCCCAACAAAUACUUGAUGGACUGCCACAAAAUUUUGCUCAGAUGUUUCAUAGUCCCCAGAAGAUUUAUCUUUUAAACUUAUAAACUAAAUACUAAACAUAAACUUUUCCUCUAGUACCGUUUGUGGUUUUGAGUGAAAUGUCUCGUUGGAUGGACUACCUAAAAAUUUCAUGUAUAUGUUCAUGUUCCCCUCAGGAUGACUUCAAUAAUGUUUUUAUUCCUUAUACCAAUUAUUACACUCCCAUCUGCCUCAGCUCUACUUUAUUUAGAGCUAAUUAGUAAAUGUAAGCAUGUUAACAGGUUAAGCUAAGAUGGUGAACAUGACAUAAGCUGUAUAAUUGGUAUAGACACUCAAGAUCUCCAGAGGUUGAAUACUAAUGACUUUGGUGACCUACCGACUUUUCAUGCAUCUGCAUCAACUCAUCAGUUUUAGUUUAGUUCAUGACCCCUAAAACAGCUGACCCAAUUCCUGUCAGCUUCACUGCACCUCAGCUGAGAUUAAUAUGAACAUACUGCUGCAUGCUCUGUUUGCAAGCAAGCCGACAUGGUACACACUAACAUGCCAUUGUCUAGUAAAUGAGUCAUGCAGCUUAUUAGUAAAAUAAAUGACUGAUAGAAUAAAAUAUUCCUUUAACCUGUUUUCUUUGUUAAGAAUUUUCAAGGACAGGUUGGUGGUGACAGGGGGCCGGUGCCAAGAGAGGUUAUGUAAUCGUUUUAUGGUUCAGGCUGGGGGGGCAAUUGUCCCUCAGAAGAGUUUGUGCUCAGCAAGAGGGGUUAGAAAGAUCUGUGGAGUUUGGUGCAGACCAGGAGCAGGUUGGCUCAUUAGGACUGGGGAAGGAAGCAGAGGAGCCCUUAGCUCAAUCCAGUUGGGUUGACAUGAAGGUCUCAGGGAGGAUUCCUGUAGAGCUGCAGCAGGACCGACAGCUGCACCUGAAGUCCCCGUGGACUCUGGUGGACACCAUGAACUACGUGGGACAACUGGCAGGCCAGGUGCUGGUGACCGUCAAGGAGCUUUAUAAGGGCAUCAACCAGGCCACUCUGUCAGGCUGCAUCGAUGUGAUCGUGGUCCGACAACCUGAUGGGACGUUCCAGUGCUCCCCCUUCCAUGUCCGCUUUGGAAAACUAGGAGUGCUGCGCUCCAGGGAGAAAGUAAUUGACAUAGAAAUCAAUGGGGAAACUGUGGAGCUACAUAUGAAGCUUGGAGACAAUGGAGAGGCCUUUUUUGUCCAGGAGACAGAGCAGUACAAUGAGGUUGUUCCAGCCCACCUGGUGACCUCGCCCAUCCCCACAGAAGAGGCUCUGUUCAGGAGCAGAGAGCCCAGGUGUGGGGGAUCAUUAGCCGACAACAGUCAGCCUCCGAGUUCAGAAGUCCCAACCUCUGGAAACCUGCAAACCUGCCCCAGCACAGCCGGCAAGAAGAGGAAGAGACGCAGGAGGAAGCACAAGGCUGAGCCACGUAAGGAGGAGCAGACUACACCUGCAGGCGGAGAGCUCGAGCUGUAUGAGCUCAGUUCAGAUGAGGAGCACAACACCAACAGUGGAUGGGCAUCUUCACUCUCUGUGAUGAAGGACAAUAUGGACCACAGGCAGCAUUCCCCUCUAAAUGCCCUCGAAUGGGACAGCUACCCUUUCUCUGAUGGAGACUGGUCCCCUUGCACUGUCAGGGAGAUAUGCGAGCCCAUGUCACCCAAGAGUGACUCUGAGCUGAUGGUGAAGCCCGCAGAGAGCAUGCUCAGGGCCGAGUCCCACAUGCAAUGGACCUGGGGAGAGUUUCCAGAGUCCACCAGGGUCAACAAAAAGGAUAAAUCUGAACCAAGGACGGUGACCAUCACUCCCUCUGAGAAAACACAUUUCAGGGUUAUCUUGUGCACUGAAGCCAUGGAGGAAGGGUCAAGGGAAAGAGAGAGAACCAUGGAUCCUAUUUGCAGUAUUAUAAAGCCAGAGCCUCGAACCAUCACAGUUGAUCAGCACAGCCACAAACCGCAGCCUCCUGAAGCUUCGUCCAACGAAACAAACAUUAUCAAGCACAAGCCAGAACUUUCAAAUUUGUCCAGCGGUUUUACCUCAGAGUCGAGUCCUACAAGCUCAGACCUCAGCACAAAAACCGUGCGAAAGAUCAAGUGGACGUCUUCGCCACCAAGCCGCAGGGACAGCGGCUGUGCUGCCAGUGGAGGCAGUAACCUGGCAGGAGACUCUGCAGCAGUUUGUCCUGAUACAACAGCCUCCUGUAAACCCACCGACUCCCCUGUCAAGAAGAGAAGUGUGAGGAAGAGGAGCCAGCAUCAGGGACCUGAAGAUAUUUACUUGGAUGACCUGAAUGCACUUGAACCUCAUGUUGUUGCUCGGUAUUUCCCGAAAAGUGAGUCUGAGCAGGUUCCUAAGCACUGGGUCGAGAUGGGCAGGCGCUCGGGAUCCCAGUCGCCCCAGUCUGUUGGCAGCGCGGCAGCGGACAGCGGCACCGAGUGUCUGUCUGACUCUGCUGGUGACCUCCCUGACGUCACCCUGUCGCUGUGUGGAGGUGUUGGUGAGAACUCCGAGAUCUCUAAAGAUAAAUUCAUGGAGCACAUCAUCUCCUACAAUGAAUUUGCAGAGAAUCCAGCAAUAAUCGACAAUCCCAAUUUGGUGGUUAGAAUUGCAAACAGAUAUUACAACUGGACUCUGGCAGCACCGUUGAUACUUUGUAUGCAGGCUUUUCAGAAGAACUUGCCAAAGGCUACAGAGGAGGCCUGGGUGAAGGAGAAAAUGCCCAAAAAGUCUGGACGCUGGUGGUUCUGGAGGAAGAGCAGUGUAAAGCAGUCAUCAUCAGAGACCAAGUUAGAGAGGCAGGAGUCUCUGAGCAGAGAGAGCCCUGCCCUUCACCAGGCCCCAGAAACACAGCACAAAGCAGCAGAGUGGUCCAGCGACGACGAGACCAAAGAGCUGAACGCUGUGGCACGCGUUCCCGUGACGCCCACUGAGCAUGUGCAGACGGAAGGCCCCGCCCCUGCACCUUGUCACUCCUACAAGAAGUCCCUCCGCCUGUCGUCUGACCAGAUAGCCAGCCUUAAGCUAAGAGAAGGGCCUAAUGAUGUGACCUUCAGCAUAACCACUCAGUACCAGGGGACAUGUCGCUGUGAGGGCACCAUUUACCUGUGGAACUGGGACGACAAGGUCAUAAUCUCCGACAUCGAUGGCACAAUCACAAAAUCAGAUGUGUUUGGUCAGAUUCUGCCUCAGCUCGGCAAAGACUGGACUCACCAGGGAAUCGCUAAGCUUUACCACUCAGUGCACGAGAAUGGUUACAAGUUCCUAUACUGUUCGGCCCGAGCGAUCGGCAUGGCUGACAUGACCCGAGGAUAUCUGCACUGGGUGAACGACAGAGGAACUCUCCUGCCUCAAGGACCCCUCAUGCUUUCCCCCAGCAGCCUCUUCUCUGCCUUCCACAGGGAGAUCAUAGAAAAGAAGCCUGAGAAGUUCAAGAUUGAGUGCCUCAGAGACAUCAAGAAUCUGUUUUUUGGAAACACAAAUCCCUUCUAUGCAGCCUUUGGAAACAGAGAAAGUGACGUGUUUGCUUACAAGGAGGUUGGUGUGCCCGUGUGCCGGAUAUUCACGGUGAAUCCCAAAGGGGAGCUAAUCCUCGAACAAGCCAAAGGCAACAAAACAUCAUACAGCCGGCUGAGUGAGCUGGUGGAGCAUGUUUUUCCUUUACGCAGUUCACAACACAGCGCCACCUUCAGCUGCCCGGAGUUCAGCUCCUUCCAUUACUGGAGACAACCCAUCGCUGAGGUGUGUUUUGAGGAGCUGCUGUGACUGAGAUUAAUAUUUUAAUUCUUGAAACCAGCACAACUAAGAACAGUAAAUUUAAAUUUUGAAGUUUUUAUGCAGUCCACUUUAGUUUGGGAUGUUAAGGUAUCGCAUGUCUUCUCAUUCAUUCACGCACAUGCCGAGUAUUUCUUUGUGCUCGAGCUGCUUUCUUUGAAGGGUUUGGCAUAUAUGGAAGCCAAAGGUAUGACAGAUCAGUUGUUGUUCUUACCAUUUGUUACAGUUUUUAAUGACUAGAUAUUCCCUCAGCACUUGUUUAGGAGGCAAAGAUGCAAUAACUGCUGUGUGUUAACUGGCUACUGUUCAGUAUGAAACAAAGAUCCUGACCGUGUUGUGCUUACUCUCAGUGGCUUGAGAGUGAUCAUAAAACACACAAGGUUAUUAUUUAUAGCAAUUAUGUUUUCAUCCUUUUAAGGCCUUAAUCACUCUAUAACGGUCUUACUUCACGUGUAGAAAUAUUACUUAAUCUUUGCUCCAAAACUGAAGCAAAACUAUUAACACUUGUUAGAAAUAAAUGUGAAAUCACUUGGCUCAUAGUUAAUAUUUACAUUAUUGCAUUUUUCUUUUUAAAGAAAAGGCACUUUCUGAACUGCUGCUAUUUGGUAUGAAGUGUUUUCAAAAUAAAAAUUUAGUUCAACUUACAGUAGAAAACUAUUUUUGAUGAAUUUUGAAACUAAUCUUAUGCAGACAUUCCUGUUUGAUUUUUCCACCAUGAAAUGAAUGUUCUGCCUCUUUUUGUUUUUAAUUCUGCUCAGUAACGUUUAUCAGUAAAAUCUAUUCUUUCUAUGAAAGUGAGAAACUUUGUGUGAAGGGAGCACACAGUAUUUUCCGAGUUUUGCUGUUUCAUUUGUUUUCUGUAGAUUGUCAUGAGUAUCUUGUGAAAAUCUAGUUUACAUUAUGAUGUAAAAGUGGAAGCACAAAGUAUGUUUUGAAUUAUGGAUAAAUACAUUUGAUUGUCUGA
Messenger RNA from Scatophagus argus, 5485 nucleotides. Its product is annotated as phosphatidate phosphatase LPIN2-like. Gene Ontology annotation, cellular component: nucleus; cytosol; endoplasmic reticulum membrane. Lineage: Eukaryota; Metazoa; Chordata; Actinopteri; Scatophagidae. The coding region runs from base 1600 to 4512 and encodes 970 amino acids. Gene Ontology annotation, molecular function: phosphatidate phosphatase activity; transcription coactivator activity. The transcript has 20 exons. The record is from RefSeq and is a predicted model, not a curated record. Gene Ontology annotation, biological process: positive regulation of transcription by RNA polymerase II; fatty acid catabolic process; cellular response to insulin stimulus.